AUUCUCACUAAGAUAUAUUCCUAACGCAGAACCCUCCCCCCUCCUCGCAGCGACCCCCUCAGGGAGACACAUUCCCAUGGAUGGACAGUCUCCACGGGGACGCCCUCUCCAAUCAGGAACUCUCCCCUCACCCUGAAAAUCAUUCCUAAGACAGAUGGUCUCUGAGAGGUGACGCUGCCUCUCAGAAGCCCCCUGCUGCCCCCAAGAAGAGACAUUUCCGCAGAGAAAAAUCCCCACGGGUGAACGUGGGGAGCCUAGUGAAGACACCCCCAACGGAAGACCUCCUAAAAGCCAUAUUCUUUGUGGGAAAUUGCCCCCACCCACGAGACCUCCACAUCCCGAGAAGGUACAUUCUUACAGAGUGACAUUUACAUUGAGGACACCCAUCCUCGCGGGAGAUGCUCCCAAAGAAAAACAUUUUGCAUGCCUAUAAGCCCCCCUUCCCAACCAGAGCCUCUUCAGGGAGUCCUGCAGCCCCUCUAACGACCCCCUCCCUCACCGUCAGGAUUAAGUAGCCAGGCCAGGCUGCGCUAUAUUUAUAGGGGCGAUUAGCUGGUAGUUGGGGAGGGGGGCAGCUGAAGCGAUUUUCACACACACACACACACACACACACACACACACACCACACCCGUAGUGUUCCUACAGCUGAGACCAAGCCGACUAUGCUUCCCAGAGUUGGUGCGGAAAGCGUCGGUGACCUCCCCACUCCAAGUCUAGGCUUUGGGGGGGUAGGGUGGGAAAGGGGCUUCCCAAGGGUCCUGGCCCAUAAUUGGCCAGGAAGGCCCUGGAGGGCGCGGUCACUGAAGGAAGCGACCCCUGCCGGCCAAUGAGGGCGACGGCAAGGCAAGGUCUAGGUCCAGGUGUUCCCCAGACGCUUGUUUCCUCAUCUCUGUGCCUUUGCCCGAGUUAUUUCAAUGUUUUUCUGUUUGUCGGCAUGUUUGUUUGCCAUGUUGCUGAGUCUGUUUCUCAAACUUCUCUGUCGAAGACCCAGACUCCGCUUUUGUCACCCCUUCUAAGGCUGGUUUCGUGGGAGCUCUCCGUGGUGCUGAUCUCAUGCGCUCCUGUCCACGGUGCUGAAUUCCGAGGGCAGCGUUGGGAGCUGAGGUCAGGGGAGGGAAAGGAUUGGCGAAAGGCAUAGCCCAAAGCCUGGACAUAUCUGACACACGAGCACCCUGGCCUACCCAAAAAUGGACAAGGGGAAGCUUACUCUUAUCUCAGGUGGACAUGGCCUGCAGGGGCCACACUCGACCCAGGGGCCUGCCCUGGGCCCUAAGACUGACCCUGGUGUGGAUCCUGCUGGGGUCCUGUGGAGGGAGCCGCCCACUCCCAGCUCUGUCCCGGAGACACCAUAGGCUGGCGACCGAUUUCGGCACAGUCCAGCUGCACCUUGCGGAGAUGGACACGCCAGAGGCAUCGGACCCUGGGGCGGUCCCAGAACGCUGUGGGGAGCCGAGCCCUGGGUGCGAAUCCUUCCUGGGACAUCUCCAAGCUGCCCUCCAGAGUCGCUUCCGCCUGCUGCUACUGGGGAUACGCCAGGCGCAGCCGCUCUGUUCUGAGCUCUGCGAUGUCUGGUUUGCCACCUGCGAAAGCGAUAUUACCUGCGGCCCAACUUGGCUUCCAUUCCCAGAAAAGAGGGGCUGUGAGCCUGGCUGCGCUACCUAUGAGCAGACCUUUGCCGAUGGGGCAGACCUUUGCCGCUCAGUCCUGGGCUACGUGCUGCCGGUAGCAGCUCCUGGCGCGGAUCACUGCCUCAACAUUUCCAUCUCGGUACUGCCGGGUCGCAGACACGAACGGAGGGCCCGGGAAAUCAGUUUCCCGCGGUCCCGCCGCUCCCGCACCUGGAUCCUGGAUGCUGCGGGCAGCGGGAGUGGUAGUGGAAGCGGCAGCGGCCCCUAGGGGGCGCUGGGCCUUGGAUGGAAGAUGCGUCCCUUCCCCCCACCCGGCCCAAGACACCCAGAGCGCCACCCCUCUCCCUCUCCGCUUUCUAGCUUCCAAAGUCCUGUCCCUCCUUCUGGAGUCCCAGAGACUAGCCCUUCUCCAGGUUAUUAGAGAAAUAGCCCAACUCUAGCUCAUUUUCCCCUCUUCCCCCACUGAAUAAAGUUGCCAGCUCGA
This is a messenger RNA of Acinonyx jubatus (cheetah), 2112 nucleotides long. It is a transcript of the gene RTBDN, whose product is annotated as retbindin. The transcript has 6 exons. The coding region runs from base 1225 to 1896 and encodes 223 amino acids. The record is from RefSeq and is a predicted model, not a curated record. NCBI's taxonomy places the organism in Eukaryota, Metazoa, Chordata, Mammalia, Carnivora, Felidae. Gene Ontology annotation, cellular component: external side of plasma membrane. Gene Ontology annotation, molecular function: signaling receptor activity; riboflavin transmembrane transporter activity; riboflavin binding.